AUGUUUCAAUUAGAGAGCAAUGAAAGCAACAAGAAAAGUAUUAAAACACCUGUAGAGCAUCAAAACAGCUACAAAAAUAUGAUGAAACAAGAUUUUCUUUUUCUAGUGGAAGAAAAUGAAGAAAUUCAUUUCAAAAUUGGCUCUGACGCCGAAUGUUGCAUAUGCUGCGAUGGGCUGGGUAACACACCUGAAAGCGUCUACUUGAGAGAUUGCAGACAUGUUUUCCACCUACACUGCUUGAAGAGACUCUAUUUAACAAAUAACCAACUCAAAUUUCCUUUCUGUUGGACGGUGUACGAGAUGAAGUUUGGAGGCCAUCAGGAUGACGAAAAGGUUGAACGGACAAGUCUAAAUGACGAAGAUGAAGAUGGCGAGAUUAUCAUUAACAUUUUGAGUGACGAAGAUAACGAUGUAGAUGAAUACGAUGGUGAUGGUGAAAUGAAGAGGAAAAAAAAAGGAGAAGAAGAUGAUGGUGAAGAUGACUACUACGAUGAUGAGAAAGAAGAUGAUGAUGACGAGACAGAAGAACUACCACAUGAAAACAUCGAGGAUACAGUAAACGAUUUAUUUUACUUUUUCAACAUAUCUGAAGAUGCUGACGAAGAUGAAUCUUCAGUAGAAGCUAAUGAUGAAAAUGUAGAAGCUGAUGAAGAUGAUGAUAAAAUUGUUGCUGAAGUUGGAAGAGAAGAAAAAGAAGAUGAAAAUAUGGUAGAAGUUUAUGUUGAAGAUGAAUCCUUAAUAGAAGCUGAUGAUGAAAAUGUAGAAGUUGAUGAAGAUGAUGAUGAAAUUGCUGCUGAAGUUGAAGGAGAAGAUGAAGAAGAUGAAAAUGUGGUAGAGGUUUAUGAUGAAGAUGAACAUGUAGAUGAAGUUUAUGAAGAUGAUGAUUACGAUUUUGCGGAAGGUGAUGGCUGCGAUAAACUACUAAGAGCUUAUGUACAAGUACAUGUCAAAUAUUCAGAAAACUGUGUAUACUAUAUUGUUUUCAAUGGUGCAAAUGAUGAUGGUAGUGAUAAAGAUGAUGAUGAUGGGGAUGGCGAUGAUGAUGAUGACGAUGACGACGACGAUGAUGAUGACGAUGGUGAUGAUACGAAUAAACUAACACGUGAAAAUGUUGAAGAUGCUGGAAAUGACAUUCUCAUUAUUAAUCUGGAUGAUGAAGAUUAUGAUGAUAAUAAAGAUGGUAAUAAGGAUGAUGAUAAAGAUGAAGAUGAUGAUGAAGAUGAUGGUGAUGAUGAGGAUGAGGAUCAUGAUGAUGCAAAUGACCUAGCAAACGAAAAUGAUAUUAUCGUUAUUAUUAAUUUGGAUGAUGAAAAUUAUGAUGAUAAUGAAGAUGGUAAUAAUAUUAAUGAUGAAGAUGAAGAAGAUGAUGAUAAAGAUAAAGAUGAUGAUGAAGAUGAUGGAAAAUUAUUUUACGUGAGGAAAAAUAUUGAAGAGAUGAAAAUGCCUGUGAUUACGAUUCAAGAUGUUGAGAACAAACUGAAAAAUCUGAAAAUAAUGAAAAGUCAGAACCAGAUGGAACACACCUUCGUAUCCGCAAAGAGUGUAAAACAUAAUUGUCAGCACGCAAGUGCAGCAUGUUCAACUUGUCACUGA
Helobdella robusta is the source of this 1593-nucleotide messenger RNA. RefSeq lists its product as hypothetical. Gene Ontology annotation, molecular function: ubiquitin protein ligase activity. Gene Ontology annotation, cellular component: nucleoplasm. Bases 1 to 1593 code for a protein of 530 amino acids. Gene Ontology annotation, biological process: Notch signaling pathway; protein ubiquitination. The transcript has 4 exons. NCBI's taxonomy places the organism in Eukaryota, Metazoa, Annelida, Clitellata, Rhynchobdellida, Glossiphoniidae. The record is from RefSeq and is a predicted model, not a curated record.